GACCAUUCCUGCAUAGUCGUUGUAUUCGCGCCUGUAAUGUACUACUAAUAGACGUCUUGUAACUAUAUCUUUAGCAUAGCAUAAGCGCAGCAGAGCGCAGCAUAGCACAGCACAGCACAGUCUCUUUCUUCAUCUUGCGCGCGUUGCGAUAAUCCUGUGACCAAGUCGCGACCAUGGACGACGACGAGCAUUCCACCACCUCUCCCGGCAAUGCGACGAGCACAUUAGCUGCUCCAUCAUCAUCACCACCGCCCGCGGGAGAGUCCGCAUGGAACCCAGCACAUCGACCAGACUCGGACUCGAGACCUGCGAGGACGACGUCUAGUAGAGGAGGCGACGACUUCUUCGAUCAAUUGGCGGAUCAUUCGGUAGAAGCGCCAGCGCACUCAGAGCACCCAGAGGAGGAGCAAGAUGUGGAAGAGGAAUUGCUAGAAACUCGCGCAGAGGGACAGAGCAUGCCUGUAGAGGAAACAACGGAACAGCUGGAGCACCCAACAGUAGCUUUGGCCGACGCGGAAGAAGCUCCAUCAAGCGAAGCGGCAGCGCAGGCCACGCAGGACGAUCAUGACGAUGACAGUAGCGUGCCUGGCACCACUAUAGAGGACAUCCUGGGAGACAAUGAGGCACUCGCAUACCAGCGAGAGGAGACGGCCGGGGAGCAGAAGCAGGCGCCAGAGCAUCUCACGCUGAACCCCGAUGCACUCUAUAUCAGCUCGCCGGGAAUGACUACGCCCGUAGCGCACGAUGUCGAGAUGGAGAACGAACUGGCCAAGUAUCGGGAUCAAGGCGAGUCAUAUGAGCAUCAAGGUCAUCUCACGCAGAUGGAAGAGGCUGUGGACGAAGCGCCAACGGCGCCACUUCUAGAAGAUGAGGAAGCACCUCCCACAGUGGAAGAGGAGACGUCGCAGUCUCAACGAGCACCGAGGAUGCAGGCUGUAGAAGAAGACUCUUUGCUCGAGGAUAUGGACGGUACGCCAGCAUAUGGAACACCUUUACCAAAAGCGAAAGCCAUGCUGGGUCAGAUCGAUCGUUCUUUCACGACAAACUUCAUAGAAGCUCCGGCGCGGCAUGAGGAAGAGCAGCAAGAGGAGCACGAGCAUGAGGAGCAAAGGCCUGACAGCUCGGAUUGGCCGUCAGCUGGGGAUGACAAAACGUUCGGAGAGCUUUUGGACAACGAACACUCUGCCUCAUCACAUGAUGCCCAAAGUAUGGCUGUGGAUCCGGUAUCAAAGCCUCAAAGUGACCCUUGGGGCCCUGCGGACGACGAAGAUGCGUUUGGUGAAUUGCUGGGCACCUCGCACAGUCCAGCAGCUACCGGCGUACCAGUUGCACAGUCAGAGCAGGUUUUGCCGCUUGAAGCACCAAUGACGGCUCCCGAGGACACUACGGAAGACGAUCUGGCAGCUGCCUUUGCCUCUGUUCUGCUCGAUGAUGAUAUGCUAGAAGAUCCGAAAGAUAUGGACAUGUCUGCCAUUUUUGGCGACGAUGAUCCAGGUUUUCUGGAUGAUGAGCUGCUCACAGAUACUCCACCUGUAUCGGCCCCCGCUCCAGUACUGCCGCCCGUUCACUCGAUCCCUGGCAUGCAGAGAGGGAGCAGUCCAUACAUACCGUCGGCAGCACAGUCACGGGGAUCGCAGCUCAAUUCGUAUGCAGCACCUGGCUCUUCAUUCACGCAGCAACAAAACCACGGCAGGUCAGCGGGCACUCCAUCCACUGGCCUUUACGAUGUGUAUGGUCACGGAGCUGUACAACAACAGCCACCACCUCAGCGACCGGCUGCUCAGACAGCGCAGAGUUUCGUGGACAAAGCAAAAGGAGGCUAUCAGUCGCCAUAUGAUCUUCCUAUGGACGUUGCUGCACCAAAGCAAAGACCACGACCAGCCGCUCCUGUGGCACCUCCCAGGAGUAGCAGCAUAUCUUCUUCCCACCAAAUACCACCGCCUGUCCAGCGUGCGUCUUCGGGUCCACCAGUGAGCGCAGGGUUCGUCCCCCCCGUGCCUCCGUUACCAGCUGGAAAUGGCGUUGCUGCACCAAAAGUUCCAACAAGGCAAGCUAGUGGCUUCUUUGAAGACCUCCCAGUUGUGUCCAAAGCACGAGCACGACCUUCGGGAGCAUAUACCCCACAGCCACAGUCAACGCCCCAGCACCAAUUGCCACCCCAGGGGCCAUCCGGACUCCCAAUGCAACAACCCCAAAGACCGCAAGCUCCGCCCACACCUGCACAGCAGUCUGCAUAUGGCGGUUUCACUCAGCCCGAGAAAUUGCCAUUAUUGCCAGAUGAACCAACUGCCUCCAUUUCACUGCAACCGCCAGUGGCCGCUCCCACCACGAAUCAGAGAUACUCGCCGAACACUCUGCCAGCACCAUCACAAGCACAGAACCGUUUCUCACCAGCUCCGUCAGCGCAAGCGCCCCCUGCAGGAAGCGCACGGUACUCGCCUGCUCCUCCAGCACAGGUUGCUGCCAAGAAGUAUGGUCCUGUGGCUGCAGCAGCUCCAGGUCGCCCUUCCAUCCAGAGUGCGCACUCCUUCGCUCCGAGGACGAGCAGUCCUCUGGCCUUCCAUGGUAGACCCCAGCCGGACCUCAACGAGCAGCUGCCCGCAUCGCCGCCAAAGUCGAAUGGGCGAGCAUCACCAGCGGUCAUGUCACCACAAAGGUCUGGUAGUUUGGGCUACUCGCCGAGCGCGUCGAGAGCUCCCUCACUCGGCAAUAUCGCCUCACCACCGCAGCGACCCAUGACACAGUCUCCCCCGACGCAGAUGAAGGUAUCCAAGUAUGCUGCGCAAGUGCCCACAGAAGCCCCAGCCUCCACCAUCACAUCUGCACCACCAUCGCAGCGAUCACACAUGACACAUCGCAAGCAGUUCUCGCGAGAAGUCAUCUUUGUGCCACCUCAGGAUGAACAUGCACGAGAUCCUUUGCAGAGGUGGAAGGGACAUCCAAUCUUCAAAUGGGGCGAUUCUGGGGUUGUGAUUAGCAGUCUUCCGAAGCAGACCCCAUUCUGGGCGGCAGGCGGCGGAGGAGUUCCCAGUGUCAAGUGUACGCCUGGUGCGAUCACGGUACAGCAGGCCACAACCUUCAUGCCACUGGAUGAGCUGAGUGCCAAGUUCCCAGGUCCUUUGUCUUGGAAAGCGAAGAAGAAGAAAGACGUCCUUGGUUGGAUGAGCGCGAAGAUUGAAGCUCUCCGCCAACGAGCAGACGCUGUACGCAUGGACUUUGAUGUGGAGCCAGACCUGAAGAAGCGUGUUGAUGAGAAACUUACACUGUGGCAAGUCAUGAAGAUCUUUGUGGAUCACGAUGGCAAGCUUGAGGGCGACAGGAAGAUUGAAGAAGAGCUCAGGGCUGUACUCUUGCCGAACCUUGCACAGAUGAGUCAAGCCAUGGAACUUUCAAGUCCUGUGGACACGCGCGGAGGUCUUCAAGCCGAUGGAGUAGACCGAGCUGUUGUUGUCCAGCUACGACAGGCUUUAUUAGAAGGUCAACGAGAACGCGCAGUCUGGCUUGCUGAGGAGAAGAAGCUGUGGGGGCAUGCAAUGCUCAUUGCAUCCACGAUGGGUCCCGAAACGUGGCAGCAGAUUGUCCAGUCCUUCGUGCGGUCUCAGGUGAAGACGGUUGGAAGCGAUGCGCGAAGUCUCGCUGCACUGUAUCAAGUCUUUGCAAACAAUGCCGAGGAGUGCGUAGAUGAGCUCGUGCCACCGUCCGCACGCGCCGGUUUCCAGAUGAUGUCAAAGACUGAGGGAGCGGUGUCUAAGAAUCCGCUCGAAGGACUGGACCAGUGGCAAGAGACACUCGGCCUCAUUGCCAGCAAUCGCACACCUGCUGAUGGCAAUUCUCUCCUUGCUCUUGGCAAACUGCUGAGCGGCUAUGGUCGUGCAGAGGCUGCGCACACGUGUUUCCUCUUCGCACGAGUGCUGGCCAAACAUACUGGUGCAGAUGAUCCAGAGGCGACCUUCGUCCUGCUGGGCGCCAAUCACCAGCGACCGGAAGAGUCUUUGGGCAGCGAUCUUGACUCAAUCAUCCUCACGGAGAUCUACGAGUGGGCAUUGUCGCUCUCACAACACAGAGCCGAAUACAUUCCUCACUUACAGGCCUAUAAACUAAAGCAUGCACAAGAAUUGGCCGCUGCUGGACUCACAUCCCAGGCCCAAGCAUACUGCGACCAUAUCACCAAAGCAUAUCAAUCCACAACGAAGCCAUCACAAUACUACCAUCCGACAUUCACACAGACAGUGGCUGACUUGAGCGCAUUCUUGUCACAGACACCCCAGACUGGCCCACAGGGUCUGCUAUCGAAAGUCUCAUCAGCCAAGGUGUCGUCGAGUGCUUCCAGCUGGUUCACCAAGUUCGUGUCCGGAGACGAUGAUCAAACAUCGAAUGCCUCUGGCGCAGGCAGUGAUGCUGUCGGUCCGUUUGGUGGCGUGAAUGGAGACUCUCCUGACAUCAGUCGUGUUGGGUCGAGCUCCGACAUGCACCAGGUGUUCAACCCGAUGAUGGGCAGUGGCGUGCCGACUUAUGGCCAACCCGGAGUGUCCGCACUCACCCAACAAUUCCAGCCGUCAUCUGCACCCAUGCAGCAAUACCAGCCGUCUCCAGCGUCAGGUAGCAGCAGAUAUGCACCUGGUGGAACAGCCAGUGGUCACAAGUACGCACCAAUGUCUGCAGGCAGCUUGAGCUCGAAUGAACAGCGUCCAGGAACAUCCUCUUCACGAUCGUAUGCGCCAUCACCCCAGCCCUUGUCUGUGCCCAGGCCCGAGAUAUAUAAAUCCACGUCCGACGACAGCAUACCAUAUGGCAAUGACUCGAGGAGAGGUUCGGGCCAGUUUUCUAGUGGCAGCUACGAGCCGCGACCUCUACUUGCAGAGCAGCCAGUCUCACAUUCCUACUCUCCACUCGUACAACAUCAAGAGUCAACACCGUAUGCCCCACAAUCUACAUUCAGCGAUACGCCGAACGGGUUGCCAACAAGUGCUGUGGGCCAGUCCGAAGAAGAUGGCGGAAACAGCUAUGCACCUCCCGCUGCCAGUGGAUAUGACCCAGGCAGCAGCUAUGGCUACGAGCCACCUGCAUAUGUGCCGUACGAGCCAGAGCCCGACACCGAGGAGCCUGAAGCCAAGCCCAAGCCCAGGAGAGGCAUAAUGGACGACGACGACGAUGAUGAUAUCUUAGCCCGUGCUGCUGCUAUCAAGACUUCCUCGCCGGCGCCCUCUGCGGGCAUGUCCAAAUCUGAAGCGGAUCGUCUCGCAGACGAAGCCUUCCGAAAGGCCGCGGAAGCAGAUGCUGCGCGCGAUGCCGACAAGAAAGGCAGCGAGAAGAAAGGCUGGGGCAUUGGACUUGGAGGUUGGUUUGGAGGCAAAAAGGGCGCCGACCAAGGUAUGCCACAACAACAAUCCGGACCCAUCAAAGCCAAACUUGGAGAAGAGAAUUCCUUCUUUUUCGACAAAGACCUGGGAAAAUGGGUCAACAAAAAAGAUCCCAAGGGAGCUGAGACCGCCUCGGCUGCAACUCCUCCUCCACCAAAGGGUCCUCCGAGUAGGAAUGUCAGUAGUGGUGCCAUGAUGAUGGGUCCACCAUCAGGACCUCCCAGUCGAAUCACAUCCGGAUCUGGUGGUCCUAUGAAAAUCCCCCCUACAUCCUCCUCGAUUGCUGGUUCGGGACCUCCUUCGAGAGUUGGUACGCCCGCUGCUGGUACUCCACCUACUUCUUCUGCAUUGACCAACCCGGCUAUUUCUGCUCUGAAUGGUGGUGGAUUAAUGCAACCUCCUAGUCGACCUGGCACGAGUUUGUCCAAUGCGAGUAGUAUUGAUGAUUUAAUGGGUGGGCCGCCUGUUCCUAGAAAAGGCGGGACAUUGAAGAAGGGGAAGAAGGGAGGGAGGUAUGUGGAUGUUAUGGCUAAAUAAAUCAGAGGCGUUGUUCUUGCUCAAGGCGACGAUGAGAGAACGAGAGAGGUUUGGUGAGCUUGCCGAGCUUCGCGCUCUCUUGCAGCUUGUGCAUUGUGGUCAAUUCCCGGCGUUCCUGGUUGAGCUGUCUCCGGCUGGUUUUGCUUAGGAGCGAGCGAGAAGUGUAGAAGGGCUAUGACAUGCAACGUGUGUGAUAAGUAUAUAGAGCAGCAUCAUGGUUGUUGUUGGCAUGUAAAAUGUUGUACGAUACGUUCAUCUUUAUUAAUACAUGUACGAUUCUUC
Molecule: messenger RNA, 6179 nt
Organism: Sphaerulina musiva SO2202
Lineage: Eukaryota; Fungi; Ascomycota; Dothideomycetes; Mycosphaerellales; Mycosphaerellaceae
Exons: 2
Coding region: 174-5897 (1907 amino acids)
Biological process (GO): autophagy; Golgi organization; COPII vesicle coat assembly
Cellular component (GO): ER to Golgi transport vesicle membrane; endoplasmic reticulum exit site
Source: RefSeq, a predicted model, not a curated record